CCAUGUGCCCUGCAACCACGGAAAAGAAAACAACGAAAUAUCACGUCAAGAUAGGUGGACAUCUUAACUGCGCAGAUUUAUCCUGUGUUGCAAUAUUUUGUGAACUGAAAAGGAGAAAACUGAAAAGGUUAACCCCAUAUGCAAAUGGUUUGGUCCCGACUGUGGUGUGCACUGCGCAGCUGUCUGCUAGGGAUUUCAGACUCAGUUUCGGGUAAGGUAACCUUCCCGGGUAUGGAGAGUGCAGGGUGGCUUAACAUUCUGAUCCGCCAACUGUGGCCGAGCGCGGAACAGUAUGUAAAUGAACUGUGCAGGACCACCAUUGAGCCGGUCCUCCGUUCGGCCCUCGAGGACUACAAGCUCAAGUCCUUCCGUUUCGAGGAGAUUACCCUUGGCCAGACGCCCCCGAAGCUCACAGGGGUCAAGGUAUAUGAUGACCAGGCGUUGGCCGAGAUCGUCAUGGACUUGGAUUUCGAGUAUAUCGGAGACUGCAAGAUCAGAGCCAGUGUUUCCGAGCUGACAUUUGGGAUCGAAGACUUGCAGUUGACUGGGAGGUUGCGAAUCGUGAUGAAGCCUUUAGUGAAGGACCCCCCUCUGGUGGGAGGAGUCCACGUGCUGUUCCUUAGCAAGCCGGAGUUAUCAUACAAUUUCACAGGAACAGCCAAUGUCCUCGAUCUGCCUGUAGUCAAGAGGCUCUUCCAUAGGGCAGUGGAGGAACAGAUUGAAGAGCUGAUGGUGAUGCCCAAUAAGCUUCCCAUACAAAUACUGAAUAGUAUUGACGUGGCCGACUUUAUGUGUCCAGUUCCAAGUGGAGUGGUGCGUCUCCACAUCAUUGAGGCGGAAAACCUCGCGAAAAAGGACUUUGGGAUUCUGGACACAAGCAAACCCGAUCCGUAUUGCAUCAUGCGCAUCGGCCUGCAGAACUUCAAGACAGAGACCCUCAGGAACACGCUUAACCCGAAGUGGGACGCUUGCAAGGAGUACGUGUGCAGUUCUGACACCAGGUUUGGAAACAAGAUUCACUUUGAAAUCUUCGAUCAUGACCGUCUGACCGACGAUGAUUUUCUCUUCAAGACACAUUUGGAAUUCCAAGAAAUUUGGAAAAGGGAAAUUGAUACGUGGCUGCCACCUACUGAGACUAAUAAUUCCGGUCGCCUUCAUAUCAAAGCCACUUGGUAUGAUCUGAGUGACUCCGCUGAUUCUCUGCAGAUUCAGCUGGAAGAAAUGUGCGCCCUACAACUGCCGACUAAGAAGCCAUUGCACAGCGCGUUGCUCGUAGUGUGGGUAGACGCCGCCAAGAAUCUCGUAAGUCGACAUCGCAUUCGAAAAAAGGGUGAACCAGACACAUUCGUGAGGGUCCGUCUCGAUGACGUGAAGAAGAAAUCGACGGUGAGGGAACGCACGAACAACCCCGUCUACAGGGAAGGCUUCGUGUUCUUGGUCCGAAAUCCGUGGACGCAGAAGCUAAUGCUGGAGGUGAUUGGGAGAAAACACGAACGUCAACUGGGCAAAGUGGAGGUGGACCUGAACAGCGUCUUGAAUGAACCCAAGUUGGAGGUCAGAGGGAAGGAGUUCGAGCUCCAGGGCGAUGCAGAGGAAACGGCAACACUAAAGUUAAACAUCAUAUUGAGGAUCCUAAGGAAAGCAGUUGCAGAGAAUAAUGAGAGUAUUGCUACGGAAUGAAGCUAAUUUUUAAUUCUUGUAUUCACUGUUGACUUACAAAUGGACUCUUUCUUGUUAUAAGCAGUAAAGAGAAAUGAAUUGUAAAAGGAAUAACAAUUACAAAACAGAAAUACGUAUCUUAUCAUUGAUACAUAUCUCCUGAGUUUUAUAUUAAUGGGACAAAUGAAGAAAUAGAAGAAGUGAACAUUUUAUUAUAUGGAUAAUUUGUUCUUAAGCACAGGAUUCAGAAUUCUUCAAGAGAUAAAUAGACAGUGAGAACCUAGUUAUUUGUGUCAAAACUUUUAGGAACUUAAGUAUAAUCCAUCAGUAGACAGGAAGAUAACGUAGUGUCGUGUGUUUAAGACUUGAAGUAGCCAGACAAAAAGAUCCAUAAUCCUAAAACAAUAGGGUAUGCUUUCACGAUUACUAUAGCUUGUUUUGAUUUCUUCUGCAUAUAUCUUUGAUGAUUACCAAAUGGCUAACGUAUUCUCAUGUCAUUAGUUUGGUCAUUUUUUAUAGCAUACGUGAUUUUUGUUAUAUAAUUAUGUAAUGAUUCUAAGGUCUUAUGUUCUAGUAAAAUAAUAAAUGGAAAAACAAGAA
Molecule: messenger RNA, 2259 nt
Organism: Penaeus chinensis
Lineage: Eukaryota; Metazoa; Arthropoda; Malacostraca; Decapoda; Penaeidae
Product: extended synaptotagmin-2-like
Exons: 15
Coding region: 139-1680 (513 amino acids)
Molecular function (GO): lipid binding
Source: RefSeq, a predicted model, not a curated record